AUAAGUGAAAUACCUACCUAAUAGCCUGUAUUAAAUAUGUAGAUAUUUCUCUGUGGAUUUAAAUAUACAAAAUUUUGACAUUUGGAAAAAAUAUACAUCCUGUUUUAAAGCUAGACUAUAGACCUUUGUGAGGUAGGCUAAUAGCAUCCAUUUUCAGGAUUUACCAAGACCAUUUCCAUUAAGAAAUUAAAUAGGAUGACAUCUGAAAAAUGUGUUUAUAUCAUGUGUUUGUUUGGUUGAAUUGAAGGCCUAUACCUGAAUGAUAAAAUAAACGAGAGUGCUAUGCGUGAAACGAGUGCGCAGAGCAGAUAGGCAAGUUUUUAAGGUUGGCACUCUCUUUUGAAAUCUCUGUCACGCAAUCAGGUUGUAUCUUCCACUGCUUAAUCCUGCCAAUUUGAUGCCAUUAAAAUUAGCCACACACAUUUUUAACAGAGUACCCUAACCGUUAAAACCCUUCAUGACUGUCAUAUAACAUAAAAAUCCUAAACAGCAGACUUAUUGGUACAAAACAUAAAAUACUCAACGCAAUAAAGUCUGCAUAGCAGUGGCCCUUAUUUCUCGAGCUUGCAUGCUCUGCUUGACCCGUGACUGAUGCGAGUUAACAGCUGACUCUUUUCCAUUACAAAUGGCUCGCGGAUAAUCUAGAUAACUACCGGAUCACGCAAACUAUUAAGCUUGGAUAGUGUGCUUGGAAGUAUCUUGAAUCAAACUCACCUAAUAAACGCACGUCGUUGAAUUUGAUUUUAAGAUGCAAUUACAUGACGUAUGCUAUUUUAUUAUAAAUAUGAAUAAGACAAUAACAGUCUAGGCUGCUUUGUAGUUUGAGUUCAAAUCUAAAAUAAAAGUCCGCAUUUCGGCUACGUUAUUAAAGCCCGCUAUCACACUAAAUUACGAUCUAAAAGGGAUGGGUCCUACCAUAAGCUUUGUUCUGACGGAUUCUUUUUAUCCUCUGGCCUAUUUAAAGUAGCCCAUCCAUUACUGAGUCAAAAACUGAAAUGGAACGGGAGGUUCAGAUUAGCCAUGUGUGCACACAAAAUGACCACUAAAAAGAGUAAAGGCCUUACCAAAACUUUUUAAAUCGUCCACAGUUCUUUUUGAAAGACCGUUUCUGUAUAUUUUUUUCGUUUCUUCAUUUAUGCCAUGGUGACGUCCUGUGGCCAUGUGAUCAGAGCGCUGGUAUAAAGGACGAGGGAAGAUCCGCCCUCUUUAUGAUUCAGGUUUGGCCUUUUCCAGGUCCCGUGCGCACUCUAGACUAAGGCAUCCGAAUGAUGUGUGAUCCACAAAAAUAACGGAAACCUAUGGAAGUGGCGAAAAUAACGGGACAGCAUCUCUCUCCACCGGCGCGCUCCUUUCAUUCCCUCAUAUGAGAAUCUCAUCAUCUCCGCCGUAGCUUCUGGGAGCGCAAGCAGCCGUGAGUCAUGACUCUGAGUUCCGAGAUGUCGGAUGCCUCCAUCCUUUCGGAAGAGACCGACAUAGACGUGGUCGGCGAGGGAGAGGACGGGGACAGCCAGACGCGCUCAUACGUAGAUGAGGUGGCCCAGAUGCACGACGAUAUCCUCCUGGGUGGCUCCCCGCCAUGCAUGGACAAUGCUUCUUCCCGGGAUUCCUACAAACCAGCGAGUAAGAACACUCUUGUGAAGCCCCCCUACUCCUACAUUGCCUUAAUCACCAUGUCCAUCCUUCAAAGCCCCAAAAAGAGACUCACCCUCAGCGAGAUCUGCGACUUUAUCAGCAACCGUUUCCCGUACUACAGGGAAAAGUUUCCAGCUUGGCAAAACUCCAUCAGGCACAACUUGUCCCUGAAUGACUGUUUCGUGAAGAUACCGAGGGAGCCCGGGAAUCCCGGUAAGGGCAACUACUGGACCUUAGACCCGGAAUCGGCUGAUAUGUUUGACAAUGGCAGCUUUCUGAGAAGACGGAAACGCUUCAAACGCCAGCAGACGCAGGAUUUGCUUCGGGAGCACAACAGUUUUCUCCCCGCCGCUGCAUACGGCUAUGGACCCUACGGCUGCGGCUAUGGUAUCCAGCUGCAGUCAUACCACACACACUCGGCGCUCUUUGCGUUUCAGCAGCAGCAGCAGUCCAGGCAUUCUCACACGGGAACCAUUAUCCCUGCACCUUCUUUGAUGCCUACUUCCACAGACUUGGCCAGGACCCGGUUUUACCCUCAGCUCAGUCCCAGCUUGUCCUCCCCCAUACAGACGGCAGCGAAGUCCAUCUCGCCUGUCCAACGGUCUCCCUUCUCCAUAGAGAGCAUCAUUGGGGGGUCGUUAAGCACCGCGCACACUCACUGUGCCUCGCGGACUUCUCCUGUUGUUCCAAUGUUAUCGUCCUCACUUGGGCCACAUUCGCCCAACCUUCCACCGAGCGUGCACCAAGGAACUGUUUUACACACAGUCGAAAACUUUCCCAACAGAAUUGUGAACGGCACUAGUGGCUGUUAAAUUUCUUAACUUCAAAGUUUUCGACAGGCACAAACCCGCCCCUCUUUGAAGGUAGGAUUAUUUUUGUAUGUUCAUUUGAUAACACGCAGCUGAAUGACGGACAUAAACACUAUUCGUGCCUAUAUUCAUGCUGUAAAAGGUAGUUGGGCCUAUAUUUAUGUUAUAAUUUUUAGUGUGAAUUAAUUAUUUUCACGAACUUUUCAUUUUCAUGAAGUGAUUCGUUCAAGUCACUGUGUAGGGUGUCUCAGGAUGACUUCUGAACAGUUUAUAAUGGUCACGUGUCUAAAACAAUGUAUUUUGUGUCAAACACACCCAUGUUUUUAGUUUGACAAAUUGAGACAUUUGAACUGUUUUGGUUGAUUUUUUGGUUCUGCUUUGUUUUGAAAAGACACAAUGAGAGAGAAAUUCAUUUAUACAGUAUGCAGUGUGUGUUUCUUUCAAUAAUAAAACAUUGUACAUUCGUUGGCAAGUAUUGUAUAAUCGGAGUGUGAUAUUUUUACACGAUUUGUUUUUCAAUAAGAAUAAAUAUCGUUUUGCAAAAAUGAAA
Molecule: messenger RNA, 2991 nt
Organism: Hypomesus transpacificus
Lineage: Eukaryota; Metazoa; Chordata; Actinopteri; Osmeriformes; Osmeridae
Gene: foxd1
Product: forkhead box D1
Exons: 1
Coding region: 1419-2444 (341 amino acids)
Biological process (GO): cell differentiation; regulation of transcription by RNA polymerase II; anatomical structure morphogenesis
Molecular function (GO): DNA-binding transcription factor activity, RNA polymerase II-specific; RNA polymerase II cis-regulatory region sequence-specific DNA binding
Source: RefSeq, a predicted model, not a curated record